GCUUCCCCUAAGCGAAGGCCGUAUAAGGCGCUGUAGGCCAGAAGCCAGCUCCGGGGAGGUUUGUCAGCCGUGCUGGCUUUUGGUGCCGCCGGUGACUGAGUGGCGUGCCGUACGGCCAUGGCGUCCGAGUACAUGUGCGCCCCACUGGCGGCGCUGAGAGCCAAGCAGCAGCAGCACCAGCAGCAGCAGCAGCCAGGCUCGACGCCCGUCAACGGCAGCCCGCACUCUGACCUUAGCACGGCGUCGUCGCGCAGAAGGGUGAGCGAACCACAACAGACACCGGCACACAGACAGACAGACAGACAGACAGACACUGAAGCAGACAGGAAAGGCAGCUCCCAUGUGUGUGUGUUCUGACUCACUCGUUGGGUCGUUUCUGUUUGUUGUGUGUUCAGCAUCCUUUGACGAAGCGGGGGCGUCGUCUGGGCCGUCUUGUGGAGCGCUGGGCGGAGUUCCAUGGGUCCCAUCUGCUGUGCUUCGACCACCCCAACGACACCCACCCACGCCGCAGCAUCGACCUGCUCGGCUGCGACGCGUCACCCAUCAGCAAAUCGCACCUCCCAUUAUGCGGCAAAGGCAAGGUGCUCUCCCUCCACCCCCCAGCCAUCUUUGGCGAGCGCCGCGCCGCCCCCUUCCUGCCCUUCUUCUGCCGAGGCAUCCCGGAGAACGAUGACGACGGCUGUGGGGGCGGCGGGCUGGAGGAGAAUGACUGUCCGUCGACGGGCAACGGCACCACUGGCACCGACAGCCCGCUGGACACCGACCGUCGGGAGACUGAGGAGGGGGGGUGGUAUGUGCGCUUGAGCGGGUCGCAGUGGGGUUCCCAGGCGGUGUAUCUGCAGCUGCCGUCUGAGGAUGAGCGCGACGCACUGGUGGAGGCCAUCCGGGAGCUGGGGAGCAUCAGGCGGUCGCAGGAGGGAGGAUGGGCCGAGGGGGACCGUGACGACCAUGAGGUACGUCCAUCGAUCGACAAACAGACAGGCGGGGAGGGAGGGAGGGGAGGAGAAGACAAGACGGGCAUCCAAUGUCUGUCUCUGCUCUGUUCUGUUCUGUUUGUUGUUCGUCGUCUAUGCCUUCCUUCGUAGCUGAAUGAGGCCAGCUCCGGCAGCCGGCUGCUGCUCCCUGACCUGCAGCCGGGGUCGCCGGCGCCCUGCUCAUUUCCCCCGGCGCCCUGCUCCUUCCCCCCUGCAGCCGCCACACGCGAGCCGCGCACAGUGCUCUCCCGCUUCCUCAAGACCUGGUCGAGCACUGUCAAAGGCUCCCCAUCCCCAACGCGCCACCUGCCCCACCACCACUCUCACACCCAGGCGGCCCCCCCUUCAUCCCCCACCCACUGUGACCAUCUUCAGCAGCAGCAGCAGCAGCAGCAGAAGGACAUUCAGCUUGAGCAGCCUGAGAGUCAGCUGACCAGCCUGCCGCUGACCAAGGACAUGAUUCACCAUGGCGACCAAGACCAUGACCAUGACUAUGAUCAGGAGCAGGACAAGUGUGUGGGCAGCACCCACACGGGCCUCAGUGGCAGUGGCAGUGGCAGCGGACGGGCGUCGACCACUGAGGGGGAGAGCCCCCUGCUGGGGGACAACCAGACGUCGUGUGGCGGGGAGGGGAGCGGCAGCGGCAGCGGCAGUGGCAGUGGGAGCGGCGCCAUGACGACGGACAGCGGGCUCUUCUGCUCGCCGGUGAGCCAUGCUUAUGGGCAGGGCGGGAGCGACGAUGUCGCGCCGCACGACAUACCCGACGAGAUGACGGAAGGUGGGUAAUUCGCCAGCUGACGUGGGAUGGAUGGAUGGAGGGAUGGAUGGAUGGGUUACAUGUGUGUGUGUGUGUGUGUGUUGACUGACUAUUGUGUGUGCCUCACUGGAGGUUCAGAUGAGCAAAGUCCUCAUGACAAUUUGGGGUCCAAGAAGCCGACGAGGCGGUCGGCCAACCGGAGGGAGGUGUAUAGGCCAGGCCAGUCCUCGCCAAGGAUACAUGUACCGUCACAAACCCGCACACACGCAACACAACACAACACAACACAACACGGGGGCUCGCGCGAUGCCUCCUUACCCUCUCUCUCUCUCUGUGUGUGUGCGGCUCCAUCCAUCAGAAUCUGUCCAGCAGUUGUUACAACCGCAAUGUCGAUGCCACGCACUGGGAGCCGCCCAACGGGUGAGAUGAGAGAGGCAGAAUCACCCCCACCUCACACACACACACAUACACACAUACUCGCAUACUCACAACGAUCCUUGCCUGCCCGUCUCUGUCUGCCUGUCUGUCUGUCUGUCAGCGAGACGCCCACCGAGGCCUUGAAUCGGGCGCAAGACCUAGCGUGGUACACACAUACGAACCCACACAAAAGGAGCCACACAACACAGACGUUUGCCAUUCUCUGCAUCUGAUGUGUCCGGUCCGGCCCAUGUCUGUCGGUCAGGAAUUUUGACCUGGAUAAGGCCGAGAAGGCGCUGAGGCCGUACAUCAAGACCGGCCUGCUGCACAGCCUCACCUACGCCGAAGUCGCAUUCCUCCGGGUAAAUCGACGACAAGAGGGAAACACAGAGGGAGGGAGAACAAAGACGUGUGUGUAUGGUAUGCCCCCGAUUUCCUUGGUCUGGUUGUGCAGGUGCUGGUGACUGGCCGGAAGGCUCACGCGUACGAGUGCAUCGACCGGAUCACUGACACCGAGCACAUCAGGGACGCCAUCAGGUGCGUGCGACACACAUAAACUCACUCACAGGCACACGCCCACAGAGAGACAGGAGAGAGAGAUGCAUCAAUCACAUCAGGCCAGGCAGGCACCCACCUGUGCCUGUGUGUUGCCCGCCCCCCACCCCGCCCCCCACAGGACUCAUUCGAGCCACCCGUGUUCGCCGUGCCCGUAUCUGCCAUACCAGCCGUCACCCACCACGACGUUCGACAACGGCAGCACGGCGGCCUCGACGGAGUCGUCGCCCGGCAAGAGGGAGAGCAGAGAGAGCCCCCCGUGGCCCUCACACCUGAUCGACCUCGUCACUGCUGAGCUGCUGCUCUUCAGAUCUGUCCUGUGUGUAAGCACCCACACACACAGGGAGGGAGGGAGGGAGGGAUGGAAAGAGGGAGGGGCAUGAUGUGUGUGUGUCUUGUGUGUGUGUGUGUGCAGGUGAUGAUAGGUCAUCGGCUGAGGGCCUUUCUGCUCUACAGACAGAGCUGGGGCAUCUUCAGACGACUCGGUGAGUGAGUCGGCCAAGAAAAGCAAAGGCUCUGCACUCGCUCUCCCGACUAGAUCUGGAUCUCUUUCUAUUCUAUGUGGCUUGCAGAGAUUCAGUGCGCGCCCUCAACCCUGUCGGGCGCGGCGACGCCCUCGCCGGCCCAGACACCGCCCCAGCCCACCUCACCCCGGAAGACACCCACAGCGAAGAAGGUAUGUAUGGAUGUGGCGCAAUCACCGGGGGCGGAUGGAUGGAUGGACGGACGGACACACGCGAUGAGAUGGGGUCGUUUUGUUUCUUUCAGGCCAGCACCACAGGGGGUGACCUGCUGACAACCGGCGUGCUGCCGUCCUGCCCGACGGACAACCACAACAGCAGCAGCAGCAACAAGCAGCAGCAGCAGCAGACGGUUCCCUCUGUGUCGCUGGGCUGGUUCGGCGGCAGACGGGAGGCCAUCACACUCGACGACGAGAUGAUGAGCAGGUCAGUCUCUCUCACCCAAACCCAAGCCAACACGCUAGCUAUGGAUGUGUGACGUCCGUGUCUUGUGUGUCUUGUGUGUGGUGGGUGCCAUGCCAUGCAGGCUGCUGUUGGGUCUAGGUCUGUUCUACCUGUCUGUGUCGCUGGUGCCCGUGUCGUUCGCUGGUCUCUUGCGGCUGGCCGGCUUCCUGCUCAACAGGUCCAGGGGCGUCAGAUACCUCGACACAUGCGCCAACCAUGUCGCGGGGGUGAGUAGUGAGUGUGAGCGGAGCGGAGCGGAGGGAGCGGAGCGGAAGACACAACUAACACCACACGACACACAUGACAUGAUAUGACGGUCUGUGGGUGUGGGUGUGUGUGUGUGUUGUGUGGUGGUGGUGUAGAGCCGCGCGAUGCUUGCCGGUCUGGUGUUGUCCCUCUACUACCUCGACCUGGACCCUGAUGUGCAGAAGGCCGGUAUGUGUGUGUGUGUGUGUGUGUGUAGGGUGGGUGCAUAUAUAUGAUGCCUUGCCUUCACAUGAAACACAUUAUUCCUGACACCCCACCCCCACCCCCAUGUGCGUGUAUAUGUGUGUCUGCCUGUGUGUGGCAUACAGGCGACCUGUUGACGGCCUUCCUGAAGGUGAAGCCCGAGUGUGCUCUGCUCCACUGGGCCGGUGAGAGCCUUGAGAGCCUUCACACACGCGGCCAUUUGUGCUCUGUGUGUGUGUGGCGCCGCGUGGGUGAUUGUGUGUAAAGGGUCUCUGCUGGCGUGGCGUCACGCGUUGAUCAACGAUGCGGCCUUCUUGAUCAACAAGGCCCUCUGGUGCUGCGGCGACCCACUGGCAGACUCGGCCGCAUACCUCAAAUACGAACUCGGUCACACACACAGAGCACAUUGCGCCAUCCAUCCAUCCAUGCAUCCAUCCAUGUGUGGUGUGGUGUGGUGUGGUGUGCAGCGUGGUUUUACUUCAUGAAGAUGGAGUGGGACCUCUCCGCCCGGCACCUCACGGCCGUCAUGGCCCGCGUCCUCAACACACAAGACAAAAUAUUCCUCCCACACAAAGUCAGUCAGUAUACACACCCUCCCCCCUCUGCCCUCCCCUCCCACCCUCCCAUACCCCCACCCCAUGUCUGUCUGUCUGUCUGUGUCUGUGUCUGUGUCUGUGUGUGUGCAGGGCGUGUUGGCGAUGCAGAUAGCGGCGUGUGCUUUCCAGGUGUGUGUGGUGCCGCCCGACGCCCUGGGCGCCACCGUGGACGUGACGGUCCGCGAGGCAGGCGACAACCCACACCAGUGGCUGCGGCAAUGUGAGAUCUUCGCACAAAACAGCUCAAACAAAUCGAGACUCGAUGACGACUUUGGUACACUCACACACACACCACACACACAGACAGAGCUACAGCCACACUCAGACCUCUCCGUGUGUGUGUGGGUGUGGGUCUACGUACGAUUGGAUUGACCUGUGUGUGUGCAGCGCGUUUGUCGGUGCUGUAUUCUGGCGCCCGUGGCGCGCCCCGCUGCGACCCCCGUCUGCUGUCUUUUGAGGUCAUGUACCACUUGAAGCAGCUCAGCAGGCUCCCCACGGCAUUCCUCGACAGAUUACACAUCGCCAUAUGCGACAUCGCCAAACCUGUCGCCACGGUACGGGUGUGUCCCCCCCCCCCUUCAUUGAGUUCUAUUCCAUUGCGUCUCAUGCAUGUGUUGUGUGUCCGUCUCGUGUCUGCGUGUGAACAGAAGCUGCUCCGCUCAUGCGAUCCAUCUGCCCUCUCCCUCCUCGGUUAGAGAGAGAAUGAGACAGAGAAAACACCACCCCACCCCACACCACACCAGACCAGACCACCACACCGAACGAACCGUCGUUCAUUCAUCAUCACAUACAUGUGUCUGUCUGUGCGUGGGUGGGGUGCAUUCAUAUCAUCAGACGCCAAAUGCGACAUUUUCGGCCAGCGUCCCGCAGCCCGCUCAUCGAUGGCUCUGUCGUCCUUCCCCCUGCCCACCCCCGCCCCCCAGUGGUCGUCACAGGACACACAGGCCACAACCAGGACCACGGCCACUGGUGCGGGUACGGCUGGCGCUCAUGCGGAGAGGGUGCAGCGGUCGGUUGAUGCGGUGGUGGGAGGGCAGCUGACGUCGGACGAGCUGCUGACACACGUGUGUGCGAUGGGGCUGCGCGCGGCGGUGCUGUUCCAUAUGGGCGACUGCGACACGGCCAUGACCUUCGUGCCACAUCUCAAGGAGGUGCGUGCGAAUGGCGGGGGUGGAGGGGCCUUGUCGGUCGGUCGGUCGGUCGAUGUCCGUGUGUGGUCUUGGUCUUGUGUGCAGGUUGCCAGCCACGUGUCGACUAUGUGGCCGCACCUGACCGUGCACGCCCUCUACUGGUGCGCCAGGCACUUCGGGUACGCCAGCGACCAGCCAUCCACUCAUCCAUCCGUCUAUCCAUCCAUCCAUGUAUCCAUCCAUGUAUUGUCUGUCUGUGUGUGCUGCGCUGCUCCUCACCGCAGAUUGUGUCAGGACCUCGACUCGGCGAUAGGGUGUCUGCGGCGCGCCAGGCGGGGGCGCAAAUACCCCUUUAACAUACACGUCAAGGCCGGCAAGGUACCGUACCGCACUCAUCACUGGUCAAAGCGACGAAACCCACACGCAUGCACAUAGACGACACUGUGUCUGUGUCUCUCUCUCUCUGUGUGUGUGUGUGUGAGCCAGGUCCUGAAAGAUUUCACCGAGAACGGGGGGCUCUACAACUAGCUAGCUGAAUGGGGGCGGAAGGGAGAGAGAGGGAGGGAAGGAGAGAGGGAGAGAGCGGAUGGCCCCUGCCUGCCUGCCUGCCUGCCUGUGUGUGCGAUAGAGAGAUGCACAUACGUCCGUCCCUCCGUCCAUCGACCCACUGGUUCUGUGGGUGGAUGGAGGAGUUACAGCAGACAUGCGACGCAGUAAAUGACCGGCUGACUGACUUGACUUGACUGACACACAGAGAGACAGACAGAGUGACAGAAAGACAGAAAGAGAGAGAGAAGGAGGGGGACUUACUGCGCAUACGACUGUAUGUAUCUGUGUGUGCCUCUGUGUGUGUGCCUGAGCGUCUGUCUGCGUGCCAGCAAAGUGGACGGACGGACGGCUGAAUGAUUGAUUGAAUGUCGAUCGCUGGCUGGCUGAUGUGUGUGUACGUAAGUGCGUGUACCGACCGUAUGUGUGUAGUUUCGUUCGCCCUCUCACUCUCACUCUCACUCGCACAUACGAAUUCAGGUUUGCUGCGCGUCGUGCUGGCUUGGCUUGCGGCACCACUCGCCUCUCUCUCUCUGGUGUGUAAAUACUCUUUCUUACCUGUCUGCCUUUUGGUUGGUUGGCUGGCUGGCUGGCUGUCUGUCCGCUGUUUGUGUGCACACACACAGAAGUAUAUACGGGGACCUGUGUGUGCCAGCCAUCCACCAGCUCUUUCUUUCUUUCCUUCUUUCUUUCUUUCCACCUAUACACACACACACACACACGCACACAUUCAUGCGCAGCGCAGACACAGCUACCUACCUGUUGUUGACCAGUUGUUGACUUGCACUCACUUGGCCUUCUGAGGCACAUGUACGUACGUAGGUACCAGGGUGUGCACAAAAUUCACCCGAUGGCCCACUCGUUGCUGCACAGCUGCAGGCAGACAUGAAGGGAGUCAGUACACAAUGGUCCGCCAACGGGCCCAACCAACCAUGGCCAUGGCGCGACCAAAUUUUCUCUCUCCCUGCCGCCCCUCCCGCCCCUCCCGCCCCUUGUCUGCGUGAGCUAGCUUACUGGUACUGGUUGAUGGACUCACUGGCUGACUGACCGUCCGUCCACACGGGGCGUGUGUGCAUUGCAAUUGCCUAGCUUGCCUUUAUAAUCAGUUGCUUGCCUGGUUGCUUGCGGUGGCUGUGUGAACGUAUGCACAUCCAUCGAUCCAUCCAUCCAUCCAUCCAUCGAUCCCUCCUCAUACUGUCGAUCUGUGUGAAUGUGCGUAUACACACACGCAUACACACACAUGUAUGUACACGCAUACACACAUAUGUACACACAUGUACACACACACAUGUCCGUACGUAUCUUUGACGUGUAUUUAUUAACGUACCUGCAUGCGUGAGUUUGCGUGAUCGACCUACGACGGGUGGGGUGGUGCUCUUGCUUGAAGCACUCAUUCAUUCAUUCAUUCGUCGGAUUGCAUCCAUUGCAUGCAAUGCGCGGAGGAG
Vitrella brassicaformis is the source of this 7835-nucleotide messenger RNA. NCBI's taxonomy places the organism in Eukaryota, Vitrellaceae. The record is from the annotation of a GenBank genome assembly.